AUGAGAAUUUACAACCUGAUUGAAACAUGCAGUGAUUAUGAGACUGAACCUGAAAGCAAACAGAAGUCCUUCUCAGCCAGCAAUCUUCUGAGAGGGAACUGGAUAACAGUUCUGCAGUUCUGGUUCCUGACGGUCCUCCUGUCUCUGGUGGGCUCGAGGGUUUCCUCUCUGAUAGUGCUGGAGUUUUCUCUCAGAGCUGUUUCUGCCUGGGCAUCAGCAGGACUGGAUGCUAAAGGCAGAGGCCUAGACCUGCUCCUGACCCAGUGCCAGUUUUCCCUGGGAUGUGGCCUCACCUGUACUCUGGACUUCCUCCAUCAGGGGGCUCCACACAGCUCCUUCAGCUUGUUUCUGGCAGCUGCUCUCAGCUGGGCACUGGCCAGUGCCAGCCACAGUGUGUGGAGCCAUGUGGCCAAACUCUACCCACUACAUAGUAGAGAGCGUUACUGUGGGAAGUGCAUCACCCUCCUGGCCACCGGACACACCAUACUGGCUUCAGUUCAAAGAGCGGUUGUCUUGGCCUUUGCUCUAGCAACUGUGGCUUCCACCGCUACGGUUUAUGACCACUUCCUGUCACAGAAAGAUGCUCUGAAGUUUUGGACUCCAUUGACACUUUGCUACACCAUGUUGGUGGUCUACAUGCAAGAGGAUCAGCAGCGGCAGACCGGCAAGAAGGUCCUGCUGGACACUGUGGUACUGCGACUGGGAGGCUUACUGGUGCUCAUGUUGACAGUGGGCAACUGGUCUGAUGUCCUCCACGUCCUCAUCGCUUUCCUGGGUGAAGCAGUCUGUCUGCUGCCCUCUCAGGACCUGCUGAAAGCUGCGUUAAAGGUUUUCCACUCUGUGAUUUCACAAAUAUAUUCUGUGGUUCUCAUUUUUUGCAUUUACACUGCAAUUUCUACAACAUGGCUUUUUCUGAAUGUAUUAUAUCAAUGUGAAAAUUACAUUUUAUUUUAAUGCUUCACUUUUAGGAUGGAGAAGACACAAGCUUGAGAAAACAUGAACAGAGCUGCAGUCACAAAACAAAGGAACUGAGUGAAAAGAUCAUCAGAUGACAGUGAAUGGUGUACCGGAAA
This is a messenger RNA of Pseudoliparis swirei, 1073 nucleotides long. Its product is annotated as transmembrane protein 82-like. NCBI's taxonomy places the organism in Eukaryota, Metazoa, Chordata, Actinopteri, Perciformes, Liparidae. The record is from RefSeq and is a predicted model, not a curated record. Bases 1 to 954 code for a protein of 317 amino acids. The transcript is spliced from 4 exons.